Biomphalaria glabrata is the source of this 540-nucleotide messenger RNA. RefSeq lists its product as uncharacterized. The coding region runs from base 1 to 540 and encodes 179 amino acids. NCBI's taxonomy places the organism in Eukaryota, Metazoa, Mollusca, Gastropoda, Planorbidae. The transcript is spliced from 2 exons. The record is from RefSeq and is a predicted model, not a curated record.
AUGUGGAAGAGGAGGUAUGUGGAAGAGGAGGUAUGUGGAAGAGGAGGUAUGUGGAAGAGGAGGCAUGUGGAAGCGGAGGUAUGUGGACGAGGAGGUAUGUGGAAGAGGAGACAUGUGGAAGAGGAGGCAUGUGGAAGAGGAGGUAUGUGGAAGAGGAGGUAUGUGGAAGAGGAGGCAUGUGGAAGAGGAGGCAUGUGGAAGAGGAGGUAUGUGGAAGAGGAGGUAUGUGGAAGAGGAGGCAUCUGGAAGAGGAGCAACAGAUGCAAAAACAACAACAGGAACAGCAACAAAAACAGUAAUAGCAAAAACCACCACCAUCCCAACAACAACAACAGCAGCAGCAGCACCAGUAAUAACAGUAACAAUAAAAGCAGCAGUAAAGGAGAAGCAACAAUAAUAUAUACAACAUCAACAACAGCAUCAAUAACAGCAACAAAAGAAAACAGCAGCAAGAGCAACAACAGCAACAGCAGCGACGGCAGCAACAAUAACUGCUACAACUAUCAGAAGAUGUGUAUGUUAUUGAAUGGAUUCUCAUGA